UCAUCUGCAAACACAAUGGAGAAGGAGGACAAACACACUGCAGACAGGACACAGGACAUGUGUCUGUCCCGGCAGCAGCUCGUCAUCGUCUGUGUCACAUCUGGACUCGUGCUUCUGUCGGUCGCCAUCAUCGUCCCUUUGGUUCUGCUCUUGGGGAAAACAGAUCCCAGCGUUCCAGAUCUCUCGUUUUCCACUGGUGGAGACAUGUUGGACUUCCUGGUUCAGUCUGGUGACAUCAGCAAACGUGACGCACUGUUGGCGACAUGGUUCCACCGAGCGAACGGCAAAGAGGAGAUGAACAGGGCGCUGGCAAGUGACGCGAUGAUCCUGGAGGCUGAUGUCACUCUACACGGAUUUGGAACAGCCAAUCAGAAGCCAGUCCCCAUUAUGGCCCACCCCCCCAACGUGACGAGUGACAACACGCUGGACCAAUGGCUGGACGCGGUGCUGGAGUCCAGGAAAGGGAUCAAGUUGGAUUUUAAGUCGCUGGCGUCCGUGGGUCUGUCCCUGUCCCUGCUGAGUCAGAAGAACAGCACCCGAGGGAUCCGCAGACCGGUGUGGCUCAACGCAGACGUCCUCAAGGACCCCCUGGUGCCCGGGUUCAUCCCCACGGUCAACGGGACACAGUUCCUGGAGCUGGUUCAGGAGAAGUUUCCAGAUGUCACUUUGUCUCUUGGAUGGAUGGUUCUCGGGAUCUACAACAGAGCCAUGAUGGAGGAGAUGUACGCCAUCGUGAAGGACCUCCCACAGAAGGUGACCUUUCCCAUCCAGUCCCUGUACGUGCGUCGGGGGUGGCCUCACAUCAGCUGGCUCCUCAGUCAGUCCUCCAGGUUCAGUCUGACUCUGUGGCAGGGCUCGACCUCUCCCACUGUGGACGACCUCCUGUUUGUGAGGGACAACAGUCACCCAGCGAGAGUCUACUACGACAUCUAUGAACCCACACUGAUCCACUUUAAACAGGCUGUGGAGGAGCAGGGCAGACUGAGGAGGUUCUACCCUGGAGGAGACCUGCUCCACUUCCUCUCUGGUUCCCACACAGAGCGUUCUGACCGGGGCAGGAGCCUGAGCGUUCCCCUGGUCACUGUGACUGACCGCGCCUCUCUGUCAGCUGCUCUCAGGGACGGAGCAGGGGGGAUGCUGGUUCUCCGUGUGCGGGAUGUGGGAUCCCCUUUGGAGGCAGGACACAGCUCCGAGACCCUCACACUCGAGGACGUCCUGGAUGUCCUGAGCCUGCAGCCUGGUGCUCUGUGGGGGCUGUACUUGAGGCUGGGGGCCCCUGGGCUCCUGGGGGCCACUCUCUCGUCUCUGCUGCAGUUCUACAGCUCAGAGCGGCUCUACAGACCAGUGUGGAUCGGCAUGGACCCAAACGACUCCUGCAGCACACAGGAGUUUGUGUCUGCUGUGGAGCAGCUGUUUCCUCACUGCACUAUAGUCCUGAACGAGGCCGGCCCCGCCCACAGCCUGUCCCACAGCCUGUCCCACAGCCUGUCCCAGAGCCUGUCCCAGAGCCUGUCCCAGAGACUGGCCGUGCACCUGUCGUCUCUGCACUUGUCGUCUCUGGAGCUCCACGCUGCUCUCAGAGGACUGGACUCUUAUGACGUGAUCCUGGAGACAGAGCAGAGGACGACAGCACUCACACUGAUACAGAAACACAACGAUGACUUCAAGAAUAACGUCUAUGUCAUGUCCCAACAGUCGUAACAGGAGUGAGGGACGUGUGUAGAAAUGUCAAUAAUCAUGUAAAUAUUCAAAAUGACGAC
Messenger RNA from Periophthalmus magnuspinnatus, 1760 nucleotides. It is a transcript of the gene fam151a, whose product is annotated as family with sequence similarity 151 member A. The coding region runs from base 16 to 1701 and encodes 561 amino acids. The transcript is spliced from 13 exons. The record is from RefSeq and is a predicted model, not a curated record. NCBI's taxonomy places the organism in Eukaryota, Metazoa, Chordata, Actinopteri, Gobiiformes, Gobiidae.